UUGUUUUGCUCCAUCGGGUGCCGGGUGCCGUUUUUGCUCGCAAGUCAUCAUCGGCUUAUUUGGACGUGGUCUUCGUUUCAAGGCACAGCUUUUGGAACGGGACCGAAAUUUUAAACCUUCCGAAAUCUUUUGGUUUUUUUGUGUGUUAGUGGUGGUGAUUUUUUGCCUAAAUCGGUGCGUUGAUCAACAUGCAGGGUAUAUUGCUUCUGUUUUGCACCACGAUCGGUGUGGCUCUGUCGCCAAAUGAACAUCCGAUGGAUUACCUGAAGAAUCAGCGCCCUUCCUGUGCUAAGCUGACGGAUCCGAUCUUGUCGGAUAUUUUGGGUCCGGCCUUCAACUCCCGGUACAUGAGCAUCGAAAAGCCACCGAUUAUGGAAGAUGAACCGAUCGGCGGGGACGGCAGUGGGAAGCGAGGCGUAGGAAACGGUUUGUACCCUUCGUUCUACGUCGAGGAAGACCAUACGGUGGAACUCGGGGAUGAUCCGGCUUGGGCUGUUGAUCACGCGAAGGACACCAAGAAUCCGGUACUGUUGGCCAAAACCAAGCGCCAAGUUUUCGAUGGUCUUUUAAAUGAUAUGAGCCACGAGAGUCGAUCUUCGCGAUCGAGCAAGGGUCGCGGACAGGGUCAGACCACCGGAAGUGGAAGUUCCCGGCCUUGGCAUUGUGAGGGCAAGAUUCGCUGGAUCGAUUUGGGGUACGAUUACUUCCCGCGGUUUCUUCGUACCGUGGAUUGUUUGAAGACCCGGUGCUGGUAUGGCCAUUACCGUUGCAUCGCUCGGUCCUUCACUGUGAAGAUGUUGCGUCGUCGCAAUGGGGAAUGCGUGCCAGGCGGUGAACUCACGGAUGUCGGAGUCCAAGGAAUCCCGGUAGAGCUGCGGGAGCUCUGGGUUUGGGAAGAACGCGCGGUCAACUUUUGCUGUGACUGCGCCAUGGAAUAACGCAUAAAUUUUUCUUAUUCAAACCUAAUAGCUACGAGAUGCAAAGCAAAAAUUAAAUUACCUAUCCCUCACUAUGAGGAAAUCAUACAAGCAUAAUACAACUUUAACAUUGUAAACAUCAAUAAAGACAUCUCAACAAA
This is a messenger RNA of Uranotaenia lowii, 1078 nucleotides long. Its product is annotated as protein trunk. NCBI's taxonomy places the organism in Eukaryota, Metazoa, Arthropoda, Insecta, Diptera, Culicidae. The transcript has a single exon. Gene Ontology annotation, molecular function: signaling receptor binding. The record is from RefSeq and is a predicted model, not a curated record. The coding region runs from base 189 to 938 and encodes 249 amino acids.